AUGGCGCUGUUGAAGGAGCGAGUACAUGGAAAAGUAGCAGAAGGAUCUUUUGAGAGUCCUGAGCCUAAUGUAUUAAUAAAGUUGAACUUACGAAAUUUUGUUGGGAAGGUGCUUAAGAGCAAAAAUAUGUGGAUAGUGGAGCUUGCUCCUGAGUGGAGGAAAACUACUAAAUACCUUCGCGGUAAGGUGAACCAAGGCCAUGUAGAUUGGGAUGCAGAGAAGUCUUUGAUGAGCAAGUACAAUGUUCAACGUUUCUCCACGAUGUUGGUAUUUGGCCCUGUCCCACACGAAGGUACAAGUACAGCUUCACCUAUUGAGUCCUUUGCAAUAGAGAAGCUGGAAACAAAUGUUAUACCUCUUAAACUCAUUGAGUCGACUAACCCAGUUGUCAUAGAAGGGAAGUGUAAUUCUGCUACUAUUUGUUUUGUUUCCUUCUACGGUGUCACGACCCAACCCCCGUAG
This is a messenger RNA of Lycium ferocissimum, 462 nucleotides long. RefSeq names its product protein disulfide isomerase-like 2-3. Gene Ontology annotation, cellular component: endoplasmic reticulum lumen. Bases 1 to 462 code for a protein of 153 amino acids. The transcript has a single exon. The record is from RefSeq and is a predicted model, not a curated record. Lineage: Eukaryota; Viridiplantae; Streptophyta; Magnoliopsida; Solanales; Solanaceae. Gene Ontology annotation, biological process: response to endoplasmic reticulum stress. Gene Ontology annotation, molecular function: protein disulfide isomerase activity; protein-disulfide reductase activity.